CGCGCAUGCUUGUCCUUUUUGAAACCUUGAUCACAACAAACAUGGAGACGGUAAGCAAUGCAACAACAGAGCAAACGGCCUUGACAGGAGAAAAGCAAGACGAUUCCGACGACGAAGAUGAGGGGAACAUUGAUCUAGGUGUCGCAGGUUUACCUCAAGUUAACUUUUCAGGUUUAAAAAACGAAUUUCAAACGAUUAAUUUGGAUGGAGACGGGGACGACGAAGAGGAAGACGAACCCUCUGAUCGCGACCUCUCGGAUGACAAACGGAAGAAAAAAUACAGGAAAAAGAAGAAGAAGAACCAGCCUUCGGAAAAUUCAUCCGACAGCAGUUCAGACGAUGACAGGAGAAGCAGCAGAAAGAAAAAAGAGACUGAAAUUGAUCCGGUUAGUGCGUGACAAUCAUGUGUCAUUUAUUCCCACUGUUUUCACAUUAUGCAUGUUAAAUAAAUGCAUUUACACGUAGACUGUUCAUUGCCUAAGAAUUAAAUCAGUGUUCGUCGUUUCAGAAGCAAAAUGAUAAAGAAUUUCGCCUUGAAACUAGAUUCUUAUCUACGCGUGUGUUUAAUGGGAAGCAAAGGCCUUCAAUGAAUACGAGCCAGGGAAACAAAACAUAAUUUGACGCUCUUCCUUGGCGUUCAAUAUUAUCUAUAUUUCUCGAUACUUAUGCAGCGUUUGGAAAAAAAUCAAAAUAAACGGACUCAAGCGAUUGAUUCAAUUCAGCAUUAAUCUAUCGUAAAGUUAGUCCUAGAAUUUGUUACUUUUAUCUAUCUAUUUAGCCACAAAUUACACAUUCUGACGCAGUUUACAGGUUCAUUGAAACAGGUUGUAAAUAUUGUUUUCUUCGUCAACUGCCAAGUGCAAAAAUAUUCGUCAUUGGAAGAGAUGCUUACGUAGCGAUUGAAUUACCAGGCCAGUUCUUGAAUUUUUUUUUUAAAGUCAAGAUGAGCACAUUUGUAAUUUUCAUGAAGUCGUGACUAAUAGAAUGACUCAACUAGAAAGAAAACUACCAUAGAAAGGAUAACACUUUUGUUUGUUUUUAGAGGGCAAAUGUUAAUUAUUAGUGACAAUCUCUGCCUUUCUUUUCCUGAAAAGCCAUGGAGUCUAAGAAAGUUGAAAGAACACAGGAAUAUGUUUAUUUUGAUGUUACUAGUACAGUGUCAAUGGGAUUAAAACACUUGACUCUGAUGAUGAGUUCCCUUCAUGUCAUCUAAAAUGUCAGUCAUUGUAAUCACAAGUAUUCCUUUCUUAGGCCACUGUCGCCUAAGUGAUAACAUUUUUUGUAUAGUAUAUUUAUAAUGUGUUGUGAAGUCAUUGUAAAUUUCACAAUAAAAGAUGAAACCAAUUUUCAUAAUGUAGACCAGACAGAGUACAGCUAAUAGUUCUUCAAGUUACAGAAAUAUCAUUAUGUACUUGUUGAAGAAAUGAAAAGAAUUAAAUGAUUGCUAUAAAUUGGUGUUAAUAAAUCCAAGUGUAAUAAGUGGCAUGACAGGUAAGGCUGGACACCCAUGCAACAAUAUCACUGAUUUCAUUAUGGUUUCCCAAGUACUGGUCUAUUAGGCUUACUGAUCGCAUGAUGAUGAUAAAGACUAGAUUAUGACAGGCAUUUAGAAAUCCAUUCAGAAACAUUGGUUGGGUCGUCUGUGACAUUUGUACCUCAGUAUAUGUGUGUUACCUAUUAAAUGAAAUCGUGCCUUUUUUAUGGCUACUUGCUAUGCAAUGUACAUGAUUGUGCAUGUAUUUAUAGAACUGAUGCAUUUAUACUUGUACAUCACAUAUAUUUACAGUCACGAUAUGUAAUGUCAGCUUAAAUCAAUUACAGGCCAUAAGUUAAUCACUUGUAACACUUUGGAAAUCCUCAUGAUCAACAAUAUUUCAAUCCAGUCCUACGAUAAUUUAUGUGACCUUCCACAGGAAAACAUACACUAACGGCUUUCUGUUAAAUGGGUGAAGUGCAUGGCUAUCAAACAAGUAACAAACGGUUAACUCACCUGUUCUAAUGGAUGUUAUCAAACGGCUGAACAGGUUGUCAAGUAUUCCGAAUGGCUUAUGUACAUUUUUGAACGGGUUACUCAAACAACUGAACGGCUUGUCAAAAUUUUUGAAUGGGUCAUGCAAACGACUGAAUGGCAUGUGAAAAUUAUCAAAUGGGUUACCCAAACAACUGAAUGGCUUGUGAAAAUUAUCAAACAACUGAAUGGCUUGUGAAAGUUUUCAAACAGGUUGACAUAGAUGGAUGAAUGGGUUUACGAUUAGUUUCGGACCGCUCUUGAAAAACAAUUGCUAUAAGAGCCAAACGGAUAGGCUGUUAUUCCAAACAAAUGGACAGAUCCAGUCCGAUUCACAUUUAAAGUAGGUUUGAACAGAUAGUCAACUGUUCUGAUGUAAUAAAAAUAUUGACUUCCCACAGCCACUAUAAAAUUGCCUGAGGAAGUAUUCAAGUUUGUUAAACAUGCAGAGACUUAGUUCAGCAUCUUCCAUGAAAAGCAAAACUCAAAUAACCUGUGAAGGUCAAGUUGUCAUUAUUUAUCAUUGCUGUGUUGAGUGUUUAUUGCCACUUUAUUGCACAAAAACGCGAUUGCAACUUUUUCAUUGCAGCUUUGCAUGUUGCCAAAUUGUUCCCUUUAUCUUUUCUUUUGACAGUGAAUUCAAUGUGGUAAACAUAAGUAUUAAGUGCAUGAUUCCAUUUCUGAUUUUAAUAUAAUAAAUUUUCUGACAUUUGCAUAAAGUAGACCUGUGUGAACAGAAAGCCAUUAAUAGUGUAUGUUUUGCUGUGGAAGGUCACAUAUCAUGAUAUGAUGAACCAAGGAGAUGUUAUUGAGACAGCUUACCCUUUGAUUUUUCAGUCUGACCUAACAUGGCCACUUUGGGUAUGGUACUACAUUGUAGCAGUAUCAAGUGGAGCUCUUAAAGGUAUUUACAAUUAAUAGAGGUAGUUUGUGCAAUCAUUACUCUUUUAUAGUUAUGUUACACCAUUUCAUGUGCUAUUUGUACAUUCUAAGAGUAUCCUUAUUUUAAUUUUCUCGAAGCUUUGAAAAAUGAUAAUUGUUCAAUGACAACAGAAUUGUUGUGAGUUUAUGAGUUUGAUUCCCAGAUUUCAGAUAGCUUGUUAAUGGCUGAGCGAAUAAAAUGUUUGACAUUUCAAGGUCAGUCUCAUUGGCCAAUUGUGAUAUAAAGAUUUAGCCAAGCCUAAAAGCAGAGCUCGCAUUUUUUUUCCCCCCUGCACAUCUCAAGUGCGGGGGGGGCCUGGCCAGGACUAGAACCCAGGUUGUCCAACUUGGAACCCAGAGCACUGACCACUCAGACUACUGGACAAAGCCAUGGCGUUGGCGUGCCUGUGGUACAGUUGACCGUGCAUGUUAAAAGAAGCACCUUGUAUGGUCGGUCGUACAGUUGUACGGUCACAAGUCCAAAUUUUUUUGGCUUGAUGGGUUACCACUACCAUUUUGUAUAAUUAUGGGGCUGCGCUCUGAGAGCUCUGCUGUUAUUAGCAGUUGUCAAUUCAGUUCACCUGUCUUAUAAUAUUACUGAUUCAUAAUAUUUUUCCCUUAUUCUUUCCUUUUUUUUUUGCUAUCUUUAGUGGCUGAAUAUCUAGGAGAAAAGCUGGCAGCUUUCUUUGGAAUUACCACACCAAGAUAUCAAUAUGUUAUUGAUGAAUUUUAUAGACUCAAGGAGCAGGUCAGUUGUACAUUGGUAUAUAUUAAGUAACUAUUCACCACAGUGGAGAUGGCUAGAGGUGAAUAUUUACCAUGCAGAGAAGGGGUGAGGUGAAUAUCUAACACUAGCCACUGACACUAAGUUAAAUAUUUGUUUUAGUAUAUUGCACCCAAAGAUGAUUUGGCUUAUUUGUUCUUGCAACAAUUACCUUAUUUCUGGGUGCAAAUCCAGUGCGAGUUACUUGGAGGUGAAUAGCAAAGGUUGUUCAGUGUUUUAGUAGCCAUUCAGAGCCCAUCUUUAAUGCUACCCCAUUGGUUUUUAGUAAACAAGGAGAUGAAUCAUGGAAUCAUAAAUCUUUACUGUCUGCCAUACAUUUCUUAUGAUGUUAGUUUGGAGAAUUUGUUACUGGAUCAACUACAUGUAUUAAUCCUUUAAUUUACAUUUUUAUUCAUUCUCACCACUUGUCUUCUUGAUAUUGGAUUGGUAUCAUAAGGAGAAAUUCUGUCUUGGUCAUUUAUGGGAGUUAAGGGGUUAAGAUUGACCUUGUUUCAUUAAUGAAGCCUCAGAAAUUAAUCCCCACUUUCAAUUUUAAAUGGUCUCCAAAAAAUUUUCUGUUUUGGUGUAAUAUUUUUUACAAAGUUUUAAUUUUCCAUCGAGUUAUUAUGAUUUUUAGAGUUCCUACUUUUGUGACCUAUUUUGAUGUUUUUAUUUGAUUAAGGUUGUCCUUGAGCAAAGAAAUUUUACUUAGCUUUUUUGGCAAGAAUUUGUUAUUAAAUCUGCUGCUUUAUUCCAUGAAACUGUAGGCACAUACUUUUGAUUAUUAUAUGACCCAUAUAACCCACACAUGCUUUUAUUGUAGGAAACCAGAGACAAAACUCUAAUUAUGAUAACACAAUAAUGUGAGCAGGGCCUUGUAAAGCCCUAUGGCCCUGUAAAGCCCUAUGACCCUGUAAAGCCCUAUGGCCCUGUAAAGCCCUAUGGCCUUGUAAAGCCCUAUGGCCUUGUAAAGCCCUAUGGCCUUGUAAAGCCCUAUGGCCUUGUAAAGCCCUAUGGCCUUGUAAAGCCCUAUGGCCUUGUAAAGCCCUAUGGCCUUGUAAAGCCCUAUGGCCUUGUAAAGCCCUAUGGCCUUGUAAAGCCCUAUGACCCUGUAAAGCCCUAUGGCCCUGUAAAGCCCUAUGGCCCUGUAAAGCCCUAUGGCCCUGUAAAGCCCUAUGGCCCUGUAAAGCCCUAUGGCCCUGUAAAGCCCUAUGGCCUUGUAAAGCCCUAUGGCCUUGUAAAGCCCUAUGGCCUUGUAAAGCCCUAUGGCCUUGUGAGCUACAAGCUGAAAGAAGAAAGGAAGAAAUAGGAACAAUGAGAGUCAUGUUUUAAAAUGUGUAUUGACUGAGUUAGGUCAGUCUGGACUUGAAAAUAUUUGGCUCUGGGUCAUGAUGCAUGGAACUUGCUGUGCCCAUUCCAUACAUUAUGACCUCAAACCAAAAUGUUUUCCCAUCUAGCCCUCCCACUCAGGUAACCCUUAAUUUCCCAUGAUUGAUGAAGACAACAUUUCUCCUGACAAUAUCUCCAACAAGUGAUGUAAGUAAAGAAAAAAAUUUUUUCUUAGUUAAUCCAAUACCAAGUUCCCCAUAGUAACCUCGUAAGAAUUGUAUGCCAUGUAGUAAGGAGAAUUAGUAAUGAGGUCUUGGAAGUAAAAUAGUUAAUAGCUACCUAUAGUCUAGAAAUACUUUGGGUAUGAAGGGGUCAAGUACUGAAAUAAUGUAACUUAGAGCUAUUUUUCUUUUAGGAAAGAGAAGAGGAAGAGCAAGAACGGAAAGAAAGGGAAUAUGUUGAAAGAAUGGCAGCUGAGAGAUUAGCAUCUUUAGAAGGAGGAAACAGCUUAGAUCUUCAAAAAGCUGCUGAAUUACUAAAUGGAAAUGUUGUCAAACAAAGUGUAGAGAACAUGCCAAACAAAUUUUGAACUUUUAUAACUGUUUCUGAACUACAAUUUGCAAUUAUUUGGAGAGCACUGAAUGUUUGUAGUCACACAACCAGUGCAACUGUCCACUACCCUGCAAUGUCAAAAACUGUUAACAUCUUUUUUUUUUUUUUUUUUUUUAAUCUCAUCAGCAUGCUGUACUUGUAGCUAAAGUAUAUGGUGUAGUAUAGACUUUUCAAUGUAGCUUUGAUUAUUGAAUGAAUUAGGCUUCAUGAUUAAGUACACUCUUUUGUUUUCAAUGUUGUAAACAUGUUUGUAAAGGGAGACACCUUUCAAUAUAACUUAGGGUAUGUCUGAGGAUACAAACAAAACCACAUUAAGUUGAAAAAUGGAUAUAUCUUCAAUGAGCUUGUAAAGAUGCUGUUUAUUCCAGUUUAUAUCAAGGGGAAAGUGCUGAAUUAGGCAUACAUUUGAGUGUAAACUUUGUACAUGUGUUCCUGCAUGAACCCACAUUGAUAGGGUUCUUAAAUAUCUAGAUAAUAUUUUUUAUGCAUCAGAAAAUUUUCAGAGCUCAAUUUUUCUACAGUAACUAGUUUACUGAUACGAAACUGUUAUUCAUCAGUAGUUGUAGUUCCAAACAAGGUAUCAUGACCCUAAUAGUAUGAAGUUGUAAGACAAAGUUUUCGUAGUGAUAUUAGCUCAAUUUGUAACUAUUAAUAUUGAAAAUAACUUAAAUACAGCGUAGAACUCUUAUUUAGGGAAUUCCUUUCUGUACAGGGUUCGUACAGGUCCCAUAAAACCUGGAAAGUCAUGGAAUUUUUAUAAUUUCAUUUUCCAGGCCUGAAAAGUCGUGGUUUGGCUCCUGGAAAAUUAUGGAAAAUUGGCUGGUUUGCUAUGAGUGCAAAGCAACAUAGACCCAAAUUUUAAACAAAAAAUUCAAGAAACAAGAUUUAAUUUCAGUAUAAAUAAAUAUUGGCAGAAGAUCUACCCUUGUGGGUAUUCUUGUUUGACAUCUAUGCAAAUUUGUGAGCCAUUUGGAAUGAACUUAUUGGUACACUUACCUAACUUAGAUUAUUGAAGUUUUUGGGAAGUCAUGGAAAGUCAUGGAGUUGUAACAGCUCAAAACUGUAUAGACCCUGUAUAUAGCAAAGGAGGACCCCUAUGUCAAAAUGUAUAAAGGGAAUUUUUUUUUUUAUUGAACUCUUUAGUCAUGCUGGGUAAGCUCUCUAAUGGCAAUUUUAACCCCAAUAUCUGAUUGGCAACAAAAUUUUCCAGCAAGGAGCAACUAGUAGUUGUAGUAUGUUUACUAUGUUAUUGUAACAUACAGGCUGGAUUUCACCAUGGCACAAUCAAUAAGGGAAAAAGUGACGAUCAUUGUAAUGGAAAGGUGUGGGAAAUGUGAGGGAUAUACGGAUUUUAUUUUUGUUGCUUUAUUCAGCAAGUCUUAUUUCAUCCAUGUGUGGGAAGAAAAUAUCCCUCAAAGCUUAUUUAACUUUCCUCCUUGUUACCAGAAUUGAUGUUGAACUAGUGAUGUGAACUAGUUGUCUUUGUUUGUAGACUGUGUUAAUGAUUGCAGUGUUAUGAGUUCAGGAUUUUCUCUACUCUGUGCUUAGAUCCCAUAACAUUGGUUUGUGUCCUUUUAAACUGAUUUUAUUUUCCAACUUUUCAUUUGCCACUGUUGGGAGGAAAGGUGAUAAACAUGGUAAAUAGAUUGUUAAAUAAUUUGCAAUUAUCAAGCAGUGUGGCCAUCCAGAUGUGAGCGUUACAGUUUUGUAUCAGUGGCUCUUCCACCUUCCCAACCUGGAGUAAGAGAGAGGGUCUACCAUCACAAACCAUUCAUAUAUGUAGGCAGUUCAAUCAAUUUAUCACAAAUUUAUUUUUUACCAACUAUUUAUUUGUUUAAAGUUAUACAAUAAAGAGCGGUGGUUUAGAACA
Messenger RNA from Pocillopora meandrina, 7503 nucleotides. Lineage: Eukaryota; Metazoa; Cnidaria; Anthozoa; Scleractinia; Pocilloporidae. The record is from the annotation of a GenBank genome assembly.